AUGUCAUUCGGCGGUCAAACGCCCACCAUUGUGGUCCUCCGCGAGGGUACCGACCAGUCCCAAGGCCGAGGACAGGUGUUGUCCAACAUCAAUGCCUGUCUUGCCGUGCAGUCGACGAUUAAGGGCACCCUUGGCCCCUAUGGCGGGGAUCUGCUCAUGGUCGAUGCGAACGGAAAACAGACCAUCACGAAUGAUGGAGCUACCGUGAUGAAGCUCCUCGAUAUUGUCCACCCCGCCGCUCGCAUCCUCACAGAUAUCGCCCGCUCCCAAGAUGCCGAAGUUGGAGAUGGAACCACAUCCGUCGUUGUGUUGGCAGGAGAAAUACUCAAGGAAAUCAAGGACUAUGUUGAGCAAGGCGUGAGCACCCAGACUAUCAUCAAGGGCCUCCGGAGAGCUUCGAACAUGGCCGUGAACAAGAUCAUGGAGAUCGCCGUAGACACCGCCGCCGCGAACCAACGGGAAACCCUCCAAAAGCUCGCAGCGACCGCCAUGAGCAGUAAGCUGAUACACCGCAACUCGGACUUCUUCACAAAGAUGGUUGUUGAUGCUGUGUUGUCUCUGGAUCAGGAGGACCUGAACGAGAAGUUGAUUGGAGUUAAGAAGAUUACCGGAGGUGCUCUCCAGGACUCACUGUUCGUAAAUGGCGUGGCUUUCAAGAAAACAUUCUCGUAUGCAGGGUUUGAGCAGCAGCCCAAAGCCUUCAAGAACCCAAAGAUCGUCUGCUUGAAUGUCGAACUAGAGCUCAAGAGCGAGAAGGACAAUGCGGAGGUCAGAGUGGAGCAGGUCUCAGAGUAUCAGGCCAUUGUGGAUGCUGAAUGGCAAAUCAUUUUCGACAAGAUGGAGGCGCUUUACAAGACUGGUGCGAAGGUGGUUCUCAGCAAACUCCCAAUUGGCGAUCUCGCAACACAAUACUUUGCGGACCGCGACAUUUUCUGCGCCGGACGGGUAACAUCGGAUGAUCUCGAGCGUGUAUGCCUGGCGACCGGUGCCAGCAUUCAAUCCACUUGCUCGGACAUCCAGCCCAAGCAUCUUGGAACUUGUGAGUUGUUUGAAGAGAGGCAGAUUGGAGGCGAAAGAUACAACUUCUUUGAAGGGUGCCCGGCAGCAAAGACCUGCACACUUGUGUUGCGAGGAGGUGCAGAGCAGUUUAUUGCCGAAGUCGAGCGCAGCUUGCACGACGCAAUUAUGAUUGUAAAGCGCGCAAUCAGGAACAGGAACAUCGUUGCCGGUGGCGGUGCAGUGGAGAUGGAGAUAUCCGCUCACCUGCAUGCGUACGCCAACAGGGAUGUUCCGAACAAGCAGCAGUCCAUCAUCAAGGCCUUUGCCAAGGCAUUAGAGGUGAUACCUCGUCAAUUAUGUGACAAUGCUGGCUUCGAUGCUACGGAUAUUCUGAACCGCCUCAGAGUGGAGCACAAGAAGGGCAACAUCUGGGCGGGUGUUGACUUCGUGCAUGAGGGCAUUGCGAACAACAUGGAAACGUUUGUCUGGGAGCCAAGUCUAGUGAAGAUCAAUGCUCUGCAGGCCGCAACAGAAGCUGCCUGCCUCAUUCUGAGUGUUGAUGAGACGAUACAGAACCAGGAGUCACAACAAGCGCAGGCGCCAAAUAAGCCGCUACCUCCAGGAGCAGCACAGAGGGCACUGGGCAUGAGGGGCCGCGGCCGGGGUAUGCCCAGGCGGUAA
This is a messenger RNA of Westerdykella ornata, 1680 nucleotides long. Its product is annotated as t-complex protein-like protein 1. The coding region runs from base 1 to 1680 and encodes 559 amino acids. The record is from RefSeq and is a predicted model, not a curated record. Gene Ontology annotation, cellular component: chaperonin-containing T-complex. Lineage: Eukaryota; Fungi; Ascomycota; Dothideomycetes; Pleosporales; Sporormiaceae. Gene Ontology annotation, biological process: protein folding. The transcript has 4 exons. Gene Ontology annotation, molecular function: ATP hydrolysis activity; ATP-dependent protein folding chaperone; ATP binding.